Molecule: messenger RNA, 1258 nt
Organism: Zingiber officinale
Lineage: Eukaryota; Viridiplantae; Streptophyta; Magnoliopsida; Zingiberales; Zingiberaceae
Product: probable adenylate kinase 7, mitochondrial
Exons: 4
Coding region: 87-977 (296 amino acids)
Biological process (GO): nucleobase-containing compound metabolic process
Cellular component (GO): cytoplasm; mitochondrion
Molecular function (GO): AMP kinase activity; ATP binding
Source: RefSeq, a predicted model, not a curated record
AAAGCUGCUCCCCUUUCGGAGAAGAGAGCGUGGUAAAACCCUUCCUUCCACUUCGCUUGACCCAAUCGACGAUCAUCUCGGCCUCCAUGGCAGGAAUUAGUCGCUUGGGUGAUGCCGCCGGAUCCCUCGCCCGUAGGAUCUUCCCGACCCCGUCUCAUCGCCGGUCCUUCGCCGCCGCGGCGUUGGCGGAGAUGGACUACUGGACGGAGUGGGAGGAGGAGGAGGAGCUUGGUCGGCACGCUUCCAUGGUGGCAGCGGAGACGUGUAGGGAAAGGCGCACUAGGGGGUUGCAGUGGGUGUUCAUGGGGAUCCCCGGGGUGCAGAGGAGCGGGUACGCGACGCGCGUGGCGAAGCUACUCGACGUGCCUUAUAUCUCCAUGGGUUCACUCGUCCGCCAGGAGCUGCAUCCUAAUUCCUCCCUCUACAAGAUGAUUGUGAAUGCCAUGAAUGAUGGAAAACUAGUGCCAGAAGAGAUUAUAUUCGGGAUAUUAUCAAAAAGACUUGAGGACGGAUACCAGAGGGGUGAUUCUGGAUUCAUUCUCGAUGGAAUCCCUCGAACAAGGACGCAAGCUGAGAUCCUUGAUCAAAUAGCUGAUAUUGAUCUGGUAGUAAACUUAAAAUGUGUUCAAGACUGCUUUGUGAAGAAACACUUCGGUGCUGAUAUUUGUUCACACUGUGGGAAGACAUCUGAUGCUAUCAAAUUGGAAUCAACACGCAAAAAUCCAUGCUUGGAUACAUGUACAUGCCAUGUUCAACUUAACUCAUCUUCUGCAGUAGAUAUGAAAAAUCACAGAAUAGAGAAAUCUCUUGUCUACACCCAGCAGAUCCAUCUGUUGGAAGACUACUAUAGGAAGCAGAAGAAACUUUUGGAUGUCCAAGUGAUUGGUAGCCCAGGCCAAACCUGGCAGGGGCUUUUGGCUGCACUAAAUCUGCAGCAUAUGGACACUGCCUCUCCUUCCCAGAAGCUCACAGUAUGAACUUACCACCAAAAAGAUAUAAUAACACUAAGAUUCAUACUAGUGGCAUGGUUUUAGCAAGAGUUUGAGUGUCUCUAUCGUGUAACGAUGCAGUUUUGUAGAUGAAUGCAUUGUAAUGUCACCCGAGAAAUGUAGUUUCUGUCGAGAAAGCCAGACUUUCUUAUUUUCUCUCGUUCGAUACGGUAUCGUCGGUAUCUUUGUAAUGCCUACGGCUGUUGCUAACUGAAAAUGUGGAUGUAACUUUUGUUUGUUCGUUAAGAUCUGCCAUGGGAGUUACUGGA